This is a messenger RNA of Botrytis byssoidea, 1170 nucleotides long. RefSeq lists its product as uncharacterized. Gene Ontology annotation, cellular component: Arp2/3 protein complex; actin cortical patch. Gene Ontology annotation, molecular function: actin filament binding. The record is from RefSeq and is a predicted model, not a curated record. Gene Ontology annotation, biological process: Arp2/3 complex-mediated actin nucleation. Bases 1 to 1170 code for a protein of 389 amino acids. The transcript has 4 exons. Lineage: Eukaryota; Fungi; Ascomycota; Leotiomycetes; Helotiales; Sclerotiniaceae.
AUGGCAGAACCACCAAUAGUCCUUGAUGGAGGAACUGGUUUCCUGAAAGUCGGAUAUGCAGCUCAGAAUUUCCCAGAGUUUCAAUAUCCUUCUAUUGUCGGUCGACCAAUAUUGCGAUCCGAAGAAAAGGGUGAUGAUGGCAUGGUGAUUAAGGACAUCAUGUGUGGUGAUGAAGCUGCCGCAGCGAGGACAAUGCUUCAAGUCUCAUACCCUAUGGAAAAUGGUAUUGUCAAGAAAUGGGAUGAUAUGCAACACCUUUGGGAUUAUACAUUUUACGAGAAAAUGAAGGUCGAUCCUACUGGCCGGAAGAUUCUCUUGACAGAACCACCAAUGAACCCCUUAAAGAACAGAGAACAAAUGUGCGAAGUCAUGUUUGAGAGGUAUCAAUUUGGAGGAGUUUACGUGGCUAUUCAAGCUGUUUUGGCUCUAUAUGCACAAGGUCUCAGUUCUGGAGUUGUGGUUGAUUCUGGAGACGGAGUUACGCACAUUGUACCAGUUUACGAAUCGGUUGUUCUCAACCAUCUCACUCGUCGUCUUGAUGUCGCCGGUCGAGAUGUUACACGAAACUUAAUUGCUCUCUUAUUACGUCGCGGAUAUGCUUUGAACAGAACAGCGGAUUUCGAAACUGUUCGACAAAUUAAGGAGAAGCUUUGCUAUGUUUCUUACGAUCUUGAGUUAGAUCAACGCUUGAGUGAAGAUACAACUGUAUUAGUUGAAAGUUACACUCUACCUGAUGGGCGUGUGAUCCGGGUUGGAAGUGAACGUUUCGAAGCUCCUGAGUGCCUCUUCCAACCUCAUCUCGUCGAUGUUGAACAACCCGGUAUUGCCGAGUUCCUUUUCAACACCAUUCAAGCUGCAGAUGUCGAUGUGCGAUCCUCUCUCUUCAAAGCUAUCGUUCUAUCUGGUGGUUCAUCUAUGUAUCCUGGUCUGCCAUCACGACUCGAGAAAGAAUUGAAACAAUUAUGGUUAACAAGAGUUCUCGGUGGAGAUCCUGAACGUUUAAAUAAGUUCAAGGUCCGAAUUGAAGAUCCUCCUAGGAGGAGGCAUAUGGUUUUCCUGGGAGGUGCAGUGUUGGCAAAUAUUAUGGCUGAUAAAGAGAACAUGUGGAUUACAAAGCAAGAAUGGGAGGAGCAAGGCACAAGAGUAUUGGAAAAGUUGGGACCUAGAUAG